AUGGCUCUAUUCUCUUUAUUUCUGGCGUCGAUUUCUUUCUUGGCUUAUGCAUCGGCCCAACUCUCUGGCAGCGUCGGGCCAUUAACAUCUAUCACCAACAAAAAGGAAACGGCACUAUGCAAUGUAGUCGACUACGGUGCCGUGGCAGACAACUCGACCGACCUAGGACCAGCAUUAAAAUCGGCCUUCGAAGCGUGCAUUGAUGGUGGACUUGUUUAUAUUCCCUCUGGUGACUACCUGCUUGAAACUUGGGUCACGCUCUCUGGGGGAUCAGCAUGGGCCUUGCAAAUCGAUGGCAUCAUUUACCGAGGCGGAACAGACGGUGGAAAUAUGAUAUACAUCGAGCAUGCGACAGACUUUGAGUUAUUUUCGUCGACCUCUUCGGGUGCAGUGCAGGGCAGUGGGUAUCUUUACCAUAUUGACGGUAAUAUCUCUGGUCCUAGAAUACUCCGGCUGUAUGAGGUGACCGAUUUUUCUGUUCACGAUAUUGCUUUGACGGACUCGCCAAGUUUCCAUUUCACCAUGGAUACGUGCACGAACGGAGAGGUAUAUAACAUGGCCAUUCGGGGAGGUAAUGAAGGUGGUCUGGAUGGUAUUGAUGUAUGGGGUGACAACAUUUGGAUUCAUGAUAGUCCCGCGGAAAAUAUCUUGGUAGAAGAUAUAUACUGCAACAUGAGUGGCGGCUGCGCAAUUGGCUCGUUGGCUCUAGACACGAGUAUCAGUAAUAUCCAAUACAGGAACAUCUACACUUGGUCUUCCAACCAGAUGAUGAUGAUCAAGUCAAAUGAAGGAAGCGGCACUGUUGAAAACGUCGUAUUUGAGAACUUUAUCGGUAUAUUAUGCGAAAACUUCCUCUUCCUUUGUAUCUUGCUGACUUAUUGGUCUUCCCAAACAGCCGCUGGCGGCGAAGGAGUUACUCUUACUAAUAUUACAUUCUCGAGUUGGACCGGUACAGAAGCCAAUGGCGCUCUCAGGGGUCCCGUUCGCGUAGUAUGCUCCAGUACAAACCCUUGUACCGAUAUCACCAUCAGUGAUUUCGCGAUGUGGACCGAAACCGGGGAUACCCAAUGGUAUCUGUGCGAGAGUGCGUAUGGAAGUGGGUUCUGUCUCAAGCCUGACUCGGGCUCGUUAACAAGCUAUACUACAACCACGACAGUAUCAACAGCUCCCACUGGCUAUUCGGCGCCGACAAUGGCUGCUGAUCUGGCGACAGGCUUCGGAACGACGAGGUCUAUUCCGAUCCCGACGAUUCCGACCAGCUUCUUCCCAGGAGCAACGCCUAUCAGCAGUUUGGCGGCAGAUAUCUACCAUUGA
Messenger RNA from Talaromyces atroroseus, 1314 nucleotides. Its product is annotated as putative rhamnogalacturonase B. The record is from RefSeq and is a predicted model, not a curated record. Bases 1 to 1314 code for a protein of 437 amino acids. Gene Ontology annotation, molecular function: polygalacturonase activity. NCBI's taxonomy places the organism in Eukaryota, Fungi, Ascomycota, Eurotiomycetes, Eurotiales, Trichocomaceae. The transcript has 3 exons. Gene Ontology annotation, biological process: carbohydrate metabolic process.